UUCCCAUGAAGCUUCAUGAUUACGAAUUCAAUCAUCUAAAAUAUACCGAAUUGUUCCCUUGAACACGGAAAGCUGAUACUGCAUUUCUCAGCACUGCCAAGGGCAACAACAACAAGAUCAAGUAGAAAUGGAAUCAAGAUUGUUCGAAGCAGCUCGUUGUGGAGAUAUAUCUGCAUUUCACUCAUUACUCGAGGAAGAUCCAUUUCUGCUCGACCGAGUUGCGUUAAACUCAGUCUAUAAUCCUCUACACGUAUCCGCAUUGGCAGGACAAGUGGAAAUCACAAAGGAAAUCGUGAGCAGAAAGCCGGCAUUCACUAGGGAGCUAAACGAAAAUGGUUUUAGUCCUAUACAUGUUGCUUCAGCAAAUGGGCACAUUGAGAUAAUAAGAGAGCUUAUGAGGGUUGGAUAUGAUAUAUGCCUUUUGAAGGGGAAAGACGGUAAAGUUCCACUCCAUUGUGCGGCUAUAAAAGGAAGAGUGGAUGUUGUUAAGGAACUGGUGUGGGCUUGCCCCGAGUCUCUUAAACAAGUGACAGCUUGCGGCGAAACCGCCCUUCAUUUGACUGUGAAAAGCAAUCAGAUUGAAGCUGCAAGGGUAUUGAUUGAAGAGAUAAGGAGGUUACAAAUGAUGGAAAUCUUGAACUGGAAAGACACCGAGGGCAACACCGUUUUACAUCAGGCAACCUUCAAUAGACAACAUGAGAUUAUAGGUCUAUUAAUCGGUGGAGAAGCACUUGCUUGUGGAGUUAACGUAAAUACAGUAAACACCAGCGGAUUCACGCCAAAGGAUGUCCUGGAUCUUUUGCUCCAAAAUGGAAGUGAUUUUUAUCAUCAUGAUAUUCAUAUUUAUCAGAUGUUCCAGCAAGCUGGAGCUGUGAAAGGCCGAGAAAUAACAACAGACCCUGCUUAUGUCCGAACUCAAACAGAAAACCCAAACAGGCAAAUAGCACAAUCUGCUUGUUCAUGGAACCUAUGGAAGGAACUAAUGAGAGAGGUAGCGGAAUCAUCAACUGACACUCAAAAUGCACUAAUGGUUGUGGCAGUCCUAAUAGCAACGGUCACGUACCAAGCGGUUCUGAGCCCUCCAAGUGGUUUCUGGGAAGCUGACAAACGAAAAUCUCAGACCGUUACGACGGUUCAAAAGAGAACCAUGAAUCCUGGAGAAGCUGUAAUGGCGAGUGACCCUGAAAUCUUUGCGGUGUUCAUUGUGUUUAAUGCCAUUGGUUUCUUUGCAUCGCUUGCCAUGAUAUCUCUGCUUACAAGUGGAUUCCCUCUCAGAGCAGGCUUAAGGUUGGCCAUACUUUCAAUGACGGCAACUUACGUAAUUGCUGUAAUCUAUAUGGGUCCAACGAAAAUGAGGGAAGUGUAUAUAGUGGUGAUUUUGAUGGGUCUUCUAUUUCUUGCGGAGUCGAUACGGUUCACCGUGUGGUUGCUCAAGAAAUGGGGAAUUGUCGGUGAUACGAGGAGCCGAUUGCGUUAGACGAAUCCACACUGUUUACAAUGUGCAGCUUCUUUUUAUUGCAUGAUGAAAUGAAUCAGUUCAUGAGAGAGUUUAGAAUUUUCAUUGUUAUCUUUUGAGCAUGAUUACUUGUUCUCUAGAAAAUUGUGUCAUCAUUGUUCCUUGCAUUACAUGACAGCAAAACAAAAGAAUCUUUUUUUCAUUUAUAA
This is a messenger RNA of Gossypium arboreum, 1665 nucleotides long. Its product is annotated as ankyrin repeat-containing protein BDA1-like. The transcript is spliced from 2 exons. The record is from RefSeq and is a predicted model, not a curated record. Gene Ontology annotation, molecular function: protein binding. NCBI's taxonomy places the organism in Eukaryota, Viridiplantae, Streptophyta, Magnoliopsida, Malvales, Malvaceae. The coding region runs from base 128 to 1477 and encodes 449 amino acids.